Messenger RNA from Oldenlandia corymbosa var. corymbosa, 2422 nucleotides. NCBI's taxonomy places the organism in Eukaryota, Viridiplantae, Streptophyta, Magnoliopsida, Gentianales, Rubiaceae. The record is from the annotation of a GenBank genome assembly.
UUAUAAACAAAACACGCACCACACCUGAAAACACACACUAUACACUUCUCCUUCUUCUUGUUGCUGUGCUGUAUGUGACAGUGUGUGUAUAUAUAUACAGACAAAGUAAAAGGCUGUGCAAAAACACGCACGGCACCUUCAGACACGCACUCGUUCUUUCUCUGAAUUCUGUCUUCCUCCAUUUACUGUUUGGAAGACGAUUGCCCGAAAUUUUUCCAGUGCUGGAAAUUAGAUGCCAGUUUGCUUCAAAUUUUGAGCUGUUGUAAUUAAGAGUCACUUUGGAGUUCAAGGGAGAAGGAUGACUACAAAGAAAGAUGAAAACAAGGCACUCAUUGAUGUCGCCGCAUGGGCAUUUAAUAUUUCCACUUCUGUUGGAAUUAUUAUUGUGAACAAAGCUUUGAUGGCCACAUAUGGUUUCAGUUUUGGUAAGAUUCAUCAAUUAUCAGUUGACGCUUUAUUUUAGGUUAAUAAUGAACAGCAUUGUCCUAAUUUCCAUUUUUGCUUUUUGAGUGUUCUGACUCGUGAAUUCAGUGAACGAGGUGCACCAAUUAAAAUAACUGUUCUUGGACAAGUUUAAGCUUCUCAUGAGCCGUGUAUGUGGAAAAAUACAUGAUUCAUUUAUCUGAAUCCAUUGAAGAAUCUUAAAAAAAAAUAAAAUAAAAUAAAAUAAAGUUCUGCCGCUUAAAUCCCUGUAAAGCUUGCAAAGUUCCAAAUUGCAUUUGUGGUGGUGUAAUGCUUUUGUAAUUCGAUGUAUCUUAAUCAAGUGCCUGUAAUUUUUAUGAAGAGGAUGAUUUCAUUGAGUUGAGAAACUUUACAUAGUUGACUGGAAUUGCUGAAGCAACCAGACCAGCUAGGCCUGCAGGACAAUGCUGCAGACAUAGCACUAUGACUUUUCCAAAAAGCUACUGUUGCGCUUAGAUCCUAGGACUAAGGUCUUAAGGAAUAGGUUCGUUCUUAAACAUGUGUCCUGUUGUGCUUUGUAUCUUCCCAUAAUUAUUUCUUUAUAUCCAGUUGAAGAUCCAUAUACAUUCAUCCAAGAUUCUAGUGGAGCUCUGUUGACUACGAGGCAAAUACUUUUUUAAUUAGUGGGUUAGGUUGCAUGAAGAAGAAAAGAUGAAAGUUAGAUUCAUAUAAACUGUUUCAAGUUUGUGCUCGUGUGCUAGUUCAAGAAACCACACUAUUGGCCUUUGGAGGGUCAACCUAGUGCAUCUUGGAACAUUUGGCUUUGGCUAAAAUCAAAUGUCCCAUUUAUGUCUCAUUUCUGUGGUAAAACUAAUGCCCUAACCUUUCUGUGGCCUUUUUCUUUCUGCAGCUACAACCUUAACAGGGCUACAUUUUGCAGCAACUACGAUAAUGACUGUUGUUCUGAAGUCACUUGGUUAUAUUCAGGACUCGUACCUUCCAUUACACGAGCGUCUAAAGUUUGUAUUGUUUGCGAAUUUCUCCAUUGUUGGAAUGAACGUGAGUUUGAUGUGGAAUUCUGUGGGAUUUUAUCAGAUUGCAAAGCUUACUAUGAUACCAGUGUCAUGCCUAUUGGAAGUUGUGUUGGACAAUAUGCGGUAUUCAAGGGACACCAAACUAAGCAUUAUGUUGGUUCUAUUGGGCGUCGGGGUCUGUACGGUCACUGAUGUUAGUGUCAAUCUCAAGGGUUUUGUUGCUGCCUUUAUAGCAGUAUGGAGUACUGCUUUACAACAAUAUUAUGUACAUUCUCUACAAAAAAAGUAUUCCCUGGGAUCUUUCAACCUAUUGGGACACACAGCUCCUCUUCAAUGUGCAUCACUUCUGUUGUCUGGCCCUGUUGUUGACUACUUCUUGACCGGAAAAAGAGUUGAUGCGUUCAACUACACUUCAGCAUCAGUGUUGUUCAUAGCAUUGUCAUGUAUGAUUGCGAUCGGGACGAAUCUGAGCCAGUUCAUCUGCAUUGGAAGAUUCACAGCCGUGUCAUUCCAGGUGCUGGGUCAUAUGAAGACAGUGCUCGUCCUGAUUUUAGGGUUCUUGUUCUUUGGGAAAGAAGGGCUGAAUGCACAUGUAAUUUUAGGUAUGAUGAUUGCAAUAUUAGGCAUGAUUUGGUAUGGUAAUGCCUCAUCUCGUCCAGGAGGCAAAGAACGUGGACCAGCAGCCCCUUCAACCAAUAACCCAGAAGAAUUAAGUGUAUUAGUGCAAUCCACAGAUGAGAAAGUCUAAAAAGUUUUACUGUAACACACCCGAAAACAAUGAAGCAAAUUUUCAGUCUUACCUAAAAUUAUUUAUAUAAUCUUCUUUGAAAUUCCUUUUUCUUAUUCCACAAAUAUCUAUUUUCAAUCAGAUUACUGGUUAAAUGCAACUGUAGCUGUAGAAAAUGCCUUUGAUGUAGGAGUCUUAUCCAAUAAGUACGACUCUUAUUUUAGGACACGCGGAGCAUUGUUUCAUGCACACAAAUAUG